AAACCCGCCAAUAAAAAAACAAUCCAGAAGAAGAAGACAAAGAAGACGGUAGUUGAUCCUAGGGAACUGUGUAUCUACAUCACCCGGAAUGCUUCUCCACCUUUUAACUUCCACCCUUCCCCUAAUAACUCCCCACUCCCACCAUUUUCCUGAACUCUUUCAUUACUGACUUUUCCUCAUCAUCAUUGCGGGGGGGAGCUAAAAUUAGCAGCAGUCAUGGUAGAUGUCAGUAAAUGGCCACUGUUCUCUCUGCUGAGCAGCGAGGUGCGAGCCACAGUCCGCCAGGCCUGUGUCUUUGGGACAUCGGCGAACGAAGCCAUCUAUGUCACUCAAGAAAAUGACGUGUAUGUAUUUGGUCUAAACUGCAGUGGCUGCCUUGGGACAGGUGACAGUGUGAGCACUAUUGUGCCAAAGAAACUGGACUUCCUGGAGGGAAAGAAGAUCGUCAGCCUCAGUUACGGCAGUGGACCUCAUGUGCUGUUGGCGUCAGAAGAUGGUCAGCUGUUUGCCUGGGGUCAUAAUGGUUACAGUCAGCUAGGGAACGGCACAACCAACCCGGGAUUUUCAGCCGUGGCGAUCACGACGAACCUACAGAACAAGAAAGUGAUGGAGGUGGCAUGCGGCUCGCAUCAUUCUCUGGCUCUCACUCACGACGGAGAGGUGUUUGCAUGGGGUUAUAACAACUGUGGCCAGGUGGGUUCAGGCUCUACAGCCAACCAGCCGUACCCAAGGAAAGUCUGCAGCAGCCUGCAGGGCAAGACUGCAGUGAGCAUCACAUGUGGACAAGCAUCCUCCAUGGCUCUGGUUGACAACGGCGAGAUUUACGGUUGGGGCUACAAUGGAAACGGGCAGCUAGGAACUGGGAACAAUGGCAAUCAGCUUUCUCCUUGUCGCCUUACUACGCUUCAAGGGUUGUGCAUUCAACAAAUUGUUUCAGGAUACGGACACUGCUUGGCCCUAACAGACGAAGGACUACUGUAUGCCUGGGGAGCAAAUACUUAUGGUCAACUAGGAACUGGCAAUAAGAACAACCAUCUCAGUCCUGUGCAAAUCAUGGCUGACAAAGAAAGGGUUGUAGAGAUUGCAGCAUGCCACUCGACACACACUUCAGCAGCCAAGACUUCAAGCGGCAAGGUGUACAUGUGGGGUCAGUGUCGAGGCCAGUUGAUCUCACGUCCUCGCCUCACCCACCUCAGCAGCAUGGAUGAUGUGUUCGCCUGCUUCGCUACGCCCCCUGUGACGUGGCGCCUCGUGUCUAUGGAGCACGAUGACUUCAUGACCAUUUCCGAGGCUCUCAGGGAAGAGUUUGACUGUCCAGACACUGCCGACCUCAAGUUCAGCGUUGAUGGAAAAUACAUUUAUGUUCACAAAGCUGUCCUGAAGAUCAGGUGUGAGCAUUUCCGCUUAAUGUUUCGCUCCCAGUGGACAGAAGAUCAGCAGGAGGUGAUCGAGAUCGUCCAGUUCUCAUAUCCCGUCUACAGAUCCUUCCUGCAAUUCCUCUACACAGACACUGUCGAUCUGCCACCCGAGGACGCCAUCGGCUUAUUGGAUCUGGCUACGUCUUACUGUGAAAACCACCUGAAACGUCUGUGUCAGCAGAUAAUCAAGAAGGGAAUUACUGUAGAAAAUGCCUUCACCCUGCUGUCUGCAGCCAUUCGAUAUGAUGCAGAGGAUCUUGAAGAAUUUUGCUUCAAGUUUUGUGUCAACCACAUGACUCAGGUGACUCAGACCACAACUUUCUGGGAAGUAGACGGAGCCAUGCUCAAAGAGUUUAUCAGCCGAGCCAGCCGCUGCGGAGCCUUCAAAAACUGAGCGAUGCUCUUGCCUUCUCGCAUUUUAAACACACGUGUGCUGCAGGUUCAGCACGCCAUAUUGAACUGACAGUAGUUAUCUACGGAUUUUUAAUCAGCACUUUUGGCCAAUUCCUGUGAAGUCAUUCUGAAUGUUCAUAAAUAUGAAUAUUUACA
Messenger RNA from Xiphophorus couchianus (Monterrey platyfish), 1967 nucleotides. RefSeq names its product regulator of chromosome condensation (RCC1) and BTB (POZ) domain containing protein 1 (gene rcbtb1). Gene Ontology annotation, molecular function: protein binding. Bases 217 to 1812 code for a protein of 531 amino acids. The record is from RefSeq and is a predicted model, not a curated record. The transcript is spliced from 13 exons. NCBI's taxonomy places the organism in Eukaryota, Metazoa, Chordata, Actinopteri, Cyprinodontiformes, Poeciliidae.